UUCAUUUCAAUUUUAAAUAAACUUUUUUUUUGAAACACAAAUUUUGAAGUGAAAUAUAAAAUCAAUGGGAAAAUCAAAACAUUCCCCUAUUAGUGAUAAUAAAGAACCUUCUACAAAGAUUUUAAGACUAGAAACAAAGCCCUCACCAGCCAAAAGACAGCCAAGUUUAAGAAAAUGUAAAACAGUUGUGAAAAAACCUCCCUUAAAUAUCUGUGAUUUACCCACCGAGAUAUUAGAGAAAAUUAUGGGUAAUAUAAAUAUAUGGCAUCAUAAUCGUAUACGAGGCACUUCGAAACGUAUGAAAGAUGUUAAUGAUAUAUUCGUAAUGCAUGAAUUUCAAAAGGCCCUUAAGAAAUAUACCAUUCAAGAUCCAAAAAGUGAAGCAAGUGCUGGUCUAAGAAUUAUUAAACAAGCUACCGAAGUUUAUUUACGAUCGGGUUUUGAAUCGACAUUUUGUGGUUGUAUUCUACCCAUGUUACGUAGUUCUUAUAAGGAUCCAUUUUGUCCCCAUAUUUCUCAGAUUAAAAAGUUUUUAGUACAUUUCUAUGCUAGAGUUUCGGAACUAAUCGGUGAUACUUGGUCACAACGUUGGAGAUUAUUGUAUAUGAUUACUUUAAUGAAAUUAGUGAAGGCCUUUGAUAAAUCCAUAAUAUCUUCCACUGGCAUGCCGUUACACUGGAGAAUUGUGGUUGAGUUAAAGGGUCCUUGGUUGGGUACUCUGUGGACUUCGAAAGGUCAGCCGCGAAAUCACUUUAGAAAUCGUUGCAAUCUAUUGGUUAUUCUCGCUGAAAUGCUAAUGGCCAAUAUUUCGGGAAGAGGAUUUAAACAUGUUUGGGAGUGUCCCAAUGAAAUGUAUGUGUUUGGCAAUGAUACCAGCAAUACUAAUCAUGUACCUAUAACAUUAUUUACUUUUACCGUUUAUGGUUCGAAAAAGAUAUGCAAUCUAUUUCGUUCAUGUUUAGAAGAUGAGCCCGAAAAUUUUCAGUGGCCCGCCAAAUGGCCAAAUGAUCAAUUUACUGUCAAUUUAGACAUUAUUUGUAAAGCGGCCAUGAAAUGGGGUUGUUCAAAGUCACAACAUAUGGAAUUUGGUCCAUUUGCUGAAACAUACUACAGUGAGGGAGAGGAAUAGAAUGAUUUCGACAAAUUGUAUUUGGUUUUUUUGUAAAAUGUGUACAAUGUUUUUAAUAUUUUAUGUUUGUUAUUGGAUUUUGUUGAAUAAACGACGUUUAUAUGAAGAAGGUAAAGGAACGCAUGUAUUAAAAGAGUCUUCUUCAGAGGAGG
Lucilia cuprina (Australian sheep blowfly) is the source of this 1281-nucleotide messenger RNA. RefSeq lists its product as uncharacterized. Gene Ontology annotation, molecular function: protein binding. The record is from RefSeq and is a predicted model, not a curated record. The coding region runs from base 65 to 1129 and encodes 354 amino acids. The transcript is spliced from 4 exons. Lineage: Eukaryota; Metazoa; Arthropoda; Insecta; Diptera; Calliphoridae.